Messenger RNA from Suncus etruscus (white-toothed pygmy shrew), 1394 nucleotides. It is a transcript of the gene ZNF2, whose product is annotated as zinc finger protein 2. Bases 20 to 1291 code for a protein of 423 amino acids. The transcript has 4 exons. Gene Ontology annotation, molecular function: DNA-binding transcription repressor activity, RNA polymerase II-specific. Gene Ontology annotation, biological process: negative regulation of transcription by RNA polymerase II. NCBI's taxonomy places the organism in Eukaryota, Metazoa, Chordata, Mammalia, Eulipotyphla, Soricidae. The record is from RefSeq and is a predicted model, not a curated record.
CACAAGAACACAGGAGGGGAUGGCUGCCAUCUCUCUGACUGCCGGACAUCAGGAAACAGUGACAUUUGAGGAUGUGGCUGUGAUUUUCACAGAUGAAGAAUGGCAGCAUCUGCUUCCCCUUCAGAGGGACUUGUACAAGGAAGUGACGCUGGAGAAUUAUAAGAGCUUUGUUUCAUUAGGGCUUUCAGUUCCUCAACCAGAUGUGAUUUUUCAUUUGAAAAUCUAUGAUGAGCCUUGGAUGGUUGAUCUUGGAUCAGAGGAAGAAGAAUGCUCAGAUGAUUCCUCUCUUGACUUGGAGACUAAGCCUGAGAUUCAAGGAACUCUAGAAGCAGCAAAAUCAGAAGGAACAUUGAAGAUCAGCCUUGGAAAGAACAGUUUUCUAGCUUCCAGAGUUCUUACUCUAGAGAGUGAAUUGGAAACAGAAAAGGAAAUAUCUGCAGUGCCACUUUGCAAGAAUUCUCUUUCCCUGAAAGACUGCCUGCAGCAAGGGUUGACCCCUUCCAAAAAAACUCUCACUAAAGAAAGAGACCAGGAGUGCCCCGAUUGUGGGAAAAGCUUCUGUGACCACUCCUCCCUCCUCCGCCAUCAGAGGACCCACAGUGGGGUGAAGCCCUAUGACUGUCAGGAGUGUGGCAAAGCCUUCAGUCACAGGAGUAGCCUCAGCAGGCAUCUGGCAUCACAUGCUGGAGAGAGCCCUUUUGAGUGUGAUGUGUGUAGGAAAGCCUUUUUUGACCGCUCUUCCCUUACUGUGCAUCAACGAAUCCAUACUGGAGAGAAGCCUUUUAAAUGCAGUGAGUGUGGGAAAGCCUUCUUUGACCGGUCCUCCCUCACUCGACACCAGAGAAUUCAUACUGGAGAAAGUCCUUACGAAUGUAAUCAGUGUGGGAAAGCUUUUAGCCAGAAAAGUAUCCUCACUCGACAUCAGCUCAUCCAUACUGGCAGGAAACCUCAUGAAUGCACUGAGUGUGGGAAAGCCUUCUACGGUGUGUCGUCGCUGAAUAGACAUCAAAAAGCCCAUGUGGGGGAGCCUCGCUAUCAGUGCAAUGAGUGUGGGAAAGCCUUCUUUGACCGUUCAUACCUUACCCAACAUCAAAAGAUUCAUACGGGAGAUAAGCCAUAUGAGUGCAGUGAGUGUGGGAAAGCCUUCAGCCAGAGAUGCAGGCUUACACGGCAUCAGAGAGUCCAUACAGGGGAGAAGCCCUUUGAGUGCAGUGUAUGUGGGAAAGUUUUCAGUUCUAAAUCAUCUGUUAUUCAACAUCAACGACGUUAUGCCAAGCAGGGAAUAGACUGAGUUGGAUGAAAGUUUUACUCAAAGAUUUUUUACCUUCAUAAAAUCUUAGGAUAUUUUUUCCCGUCUUAAAUCCAUCAUAUGAUUAUUCUACCUGUUCUGCCUG